AUGCACCAAAUCCCAAAAUCGUUUCCACAUUACCUAGCGGCUUCUGCUACUUUUAAUAGAACAUUAUUCCGCUAUAAACACAUUGCACAGCAUAUUAGACUGGUCUCAAAGACCUCUACGAAUACCAAUACAAAUACCCCAUAUUUGAACCCAAUGAAUUUUAAUCCACAUAAUUCUACUUUCACUGAUAACUCAACGUCAUCUUCCAAUCCCAAUGACACUGAUGUUGCAGAUAUCGCUAAUCAGGUGCAAUACUUAAAAACAUUACCAAAAUCACAAUUGUUUUCUCUUUUCUGUAUCGGUUUAGUGACUACAAGAAGUUCUUUUUUGAAUUUAGUGAUCAAAAUAUUCCCUUAUUUGCCAAUGUGGGUUAUUAAAUUUUUUGUUUCAAAGUUAUACGUAGGUGGGAAUACUAUCAAUGAAGUAAAGAAAACUGCUCUGGAGUUAAGAGAAAGAGGAAUUUCAAACAUGAUGUUGUCAUUGACAAUAGAGGACUCCGAAGGACUGAAUGCGAGUAUUAAUGUAAAUAAAAUUAUUGAUCAAACUAUCAAAUCGAUUCACGAAGUGUUGAAAGUGAACAUUGUCGAACAAAUAGAGGACUGCAAAUCGUCGGGAAAGAACAUAAAUGAUAUUGCUCCCGGGUAUAUUGCUUUGAAAGCAAGUGCCCUUGUACCAAACUCUAAUGAUAUUUUGUUUCAUUUCAAUAAUCCAAUGUACAAAGAGAAAAGACAGGAGUUAAUAAAAAAUGUUGAUACCAUCACAAAUGAAGUAUUUAUGUUAAACCAAAAAUUAGGUAAACUAUAUCCACAAAGAAAAGCCCCUUUCUUAGUCUCCACAAUCGAUGCUGAAAAGUACGAUUUGCAGAAAAAUGGUGUCUAUGAAUUGCAAAGAAUCAUGUUCCAAAAAUAUAAUAAAGCUGAAUAUCGUCUGACUUCCGUAGUAGGCACAUGGCAGUUAUACUUGAAAGAUUCUGCUAGUGACAUUUUAAAAGAAGAAGAGUUGGCAAGAAAAGGAAAUUAUAAAUUAGGUCUAAAGUUAGUUAGGGGUGCAUAUAUCCACUCAGAACCAAAUAGAAAUGUUAUCUUUGAUACAAAAUCAGAUACUGAUAAAAAUUAUGACAGAGUGACAUUAAGUGUCAUGGAUGAUAUGAUUAAGAAUAGUUCCAAUUCUGCCUAUGGCCACUUGAUGAUUGCUUCACACAAUCAGAAGUCGCAAUUAGCUGCUACUGAAUUAUUACAAAAACCUAAUACAAAUGAAUUUACAAAGACAAAUGUAAUAAUGGGCCAAUUAUUAGGCAUGGCCGAUAUGCUAACCUAUGAAUUAAUCAAAAAACACAAUGUCCAGAAUAUUAUUAAAUAUGUACCUUGGGGUCCACCUGUCGAGACAAAGGAUUAUUUGCUAAGGAGAUUACAAGAAAAUGGAGAUGCUGUUAGAACCGAAAAUGGUUGGCCACUAGUUAAAGCAAUUGUCAAGACGGUCUUUUCACCUUAA
This is a messenger RNA of Tetrapisispora phaffii CBS 4417, 1491 nucleotides long. RefSeq names its product proline dehydrogenase (gene PUT1). Gene Ontology annotation, molecular function: proline dehydrogenase activity; FAD binding. Lineage: Eukaryota; Fungi; Ascomycota; Saccharomycetes; Saccharomycetales; Saccharomycetaceae. The coding region runs from base 1 to 1491 and encodes 496 amino acids. The record is from RefSeq and is a predicted model, not a curated record. Gene Ontology annotation, cellular component: mitochondrion. The transcript has a single exon.